Paramormyrops kingsleyae is the source of this 1498-nucleotide messenger RNA. The record is from RefSeq and is a predicted model, not a curated record. NCBI's taxonomy places the organism in Eukaryota, Metazoa, Chordata, Actinopteri, Osteoglossiformes, Mormyridae.
ACGGCAGACGUCAAGCCUACACUUCAUCUUAGCAGCAUGGAACAUAUAAUUGAGUAUUUUAAUUGUGGUUUUACGACCAAAGAAAUUUUAUCGUUGUUACAUCAUGUCCACUGCUUCCAAAUCAGCAAAAGAACUCUCGAAAGGUUUUUAAAAAACAAACACCUGUGGAGGCGAAAAAACCUUACAAAUGAAACAGAAGUUGCACGCUUUAUACAACAGCAGCUGUCAACAUCUGGGCAGCUACACGGAUACAGAUGGAUGCACCAAAAAUGCUUGCUUCAUGGAAUAAAAACAAGCAGGGAGACGGUGAGGCAAAUUUUGCGUCUAAUUGAUGGAGACGGAGUUGAAUUACGAGCGCGAAACAGGCUUCGCAGACGAGUCUAUCACUCUCGUGGACCAAAUUUUGUCUGGCAUAUAGACGGAUAUGACAAAUUAAAGCCUUAUGGGAUAGCAAUUAGUGGGUGCAUCGACGGCUACUCUCGCAAAAUGAUAUGGCUGGAAGCAUUCAGAACAAACAAUGACCCUAAGGUAAUCGCUGGCUACUAUAUGGAUGCUGUUAUUCAGUCAGGCGGGUGCCCAGAACGAGUUCGUUUAGACCGCGGUACUGAAAAUGUCUGUGUUGGCGACCUCCAGAAAUUCCUGCGAUUGCCCGAUGGUGAGAGAGCAGCACAAGACAGUGCAAUUUUUGGUCCGAGUACAGGAAACCAGCGAAUCGAGCAGUGGUGGCUUACGCUAAGAAAACAAUGUGUUCAAUUUUGGCUUGACCUGUUUGAGAAACUGAAAGAAGACGGACACUUCACUGGCACCUUUCUGGAUAAAUCACUGGCUCAGUUCUGCUUCAUGAACACGAUCCAGGAGGAGCUUGACGAGAUUUGUUGGACUUGGAAUAAUCACCGGAUACGGCCAUCACACAACAGUCGCGCUCCAAACGGCAGGCCGUCACUCAUGUACGCUCUACCAAAUUUGUACGGGACCACAAGUUAUCUUCACGCAGUAAAUGAAGACUCAAUUCAGACCUGCCUGGAAGAGUGUGCCUUCAAAGACUUUCCAUGUGACAAGGACAUUUACUAUUUAUGCGCAGACAUUAUAUCAGAAAAUAAUCUUGAGGUUGUAGAUGAGGUGUAUGCCAACGUAGAUUUAUACCUCAAACUUCGUGAAAUUGUUUUGGACAUGCUGGGUUAAUGCACUCUAUUAGCUUUACUAAACUGGCCUCAUUCCUUCGUUAACACUGAAUGUCAUUUAAACAAGGUUGUGCGCAGUUGUAUAUUGAUUAUUUUUGUUUUGCAGUUGUUGAGAUGUAAAGUAAUGCAGCACAUAAUGACGUAGACAUGUUCCUGAUUGUUCGAUCUGAGAGAAUUCAAGCUUACCAAUACUGAAGUAUGGGAUCCUAAAGAUAACAAGGACCUGUAAUUGUAUUGUGAAUGUAUUAAAAUUGAUUUAUUUGAUUUUCCGUGGUAUUUAAAGUGAAACGAUGAAAUACACAAAUAUACAUGAUAAU